Molecule: messenger RNA, 741 nt
Organism: Lathyrus sativus (Indian pea)
Lineage: Eukaryota; Viridiplantae; Streptophyta; Magnoliopsida; Fabales; Fabaceae
Source: the annotation of a GenBank genome assembly
AUGACUGAGUACUGGGUAAGUCAGGGAAACAAAUGGUGUGAUGUCUGCAAAAUUUUCAUAUCAAAUAACCCUUCCAGCAUAAGAAAUCAUGAGCUUGGACAGCGCCAUAAGGACAAUGUUACUAAGCGGCUCGCCACUAUGAGAAAAGAUAAUGUUGCUAAAGAGAAAGAAUACAAAGAAACUGCUAAUGCCCUUGAGAAAAUCGAAGCUAGAGCACAGCUUAGCUAUCAAAAGGAUAAAGCAAAGUUUGAGGAAGCUAGAGAAUCACAUGAAUUGGAUGCUCAAGGUGAAUGGGAGUUUGACAGUGCUUCUGGCUAUUACUACCAUAAAACAAAUGGAUUUUGCUAUGAUCAAAAGUCAGGAUUUUACUAUUCUGAUGCCAUCGGUAAGUGGGUGACCCAUGAUGAAGCAUAUGCCUCACCUCACUUUGCAUUAAAUUCCGGGCGGAAUAUACCAUCUGGGAAAAAGGGAUCAACCCCUUCACAAUCCAAAUCAAUUGAAACCAAACCAAUCAAACAUCUUGAUGGACUGUUACCUGGGCCUGUUCUUAGAGUGAAUCCCAUGAGAAAUGCAAAAGCCGCCCCGUCAUCUCUUGCUGUCGGUAAGAGAAAGAGACCCAAUGAAAAAUCCAAGGUUGUCUCCCAAGAAGAAAAAGAAGCUCUCAAGGCAAGAGAAGCUGCAAGGAAAAGAGUUGAACAGAGGGAAAAACCAUUGCUUGGGCUUUAUAACAAGCCUUACUAA